AAGUUACAUCACUGGCCAGCGAGCAGUUUUUGGGUGUUCUCAGGUCGUAAGAGUCAGUAGUUAAGUGCGGGGGCUUAUUUCUUUACAGGUCAUUAGGUUAAGAGUACAAGCAAAGUCAAACUCAGAAUAAGGUGCAGUUCGGAGAAAGGUUCAUUGGAUUUGAAACGUUAAUUUUGCUUUGUAUCCCACAGAUGAUGCCAGACCUGCUGACUCUCUCCAGCCAUUUCUGUUUUUAUUCAGAUUUCCAGUGUCCAAAGAUCCUAGUUUUAUUUCAGAGUAAUGUUGUGUUCUUCUUCCUCUCUCCCCAGAUUCCUAUACACCACAGGCACCCUGAUGAUUGCCUUCUCGCAUGCUGAUAUUGCAGUGCUGCUGUUUCCUGCUCUCUGUCUGCUUGCAGUUGGCGGAAUCCUGUUCCUUAUGACAAAUAUACAGGUUGGAAACUUAUUUGGCAGGCGACGGUCUACAGUGAUCACUCUGUACAACGGAGCAUUUGACUCCUCGUCAGCUGUGUUCCUGGUGAUCAAGGUUGCGUAUGAGGCUGGUUUGUCCUUAAAGAACAUAUUCUUGUUUAUCAGCUGUCUCAGCUCCAUCCACAUCGCACGGACCUACCUGCUCCUCCCACGGUCACACAUUCCCUACCCUCUGCCAGAUGGCUACACCUAUGGGACGCAAUGUGAGGGGCCUGACGUAUUUACAUCCCAACAAGGGGUGAAAGAUCAGAGCCGGGCCGAAUCUCUAAAAGAAGGAGAAGGAACUGAGGGAGAGAAGGGUGAGCAGAGAGAUGAGACGGAAGAAGGCAAGGCUGAGGGGCAGGAGGUGCUCAAGGCCACUGAGGGUGCAAGUCUCCUGCACAACAGCUCAAAAGGCCCAGAGGCGAACGAGGAGGCCAUCCCGUCCUUCAGGAGCUGUGUCUUCUCGAAGCUGUUCCUCACCCACCUGCUCUGGCUGUCAAUCCUGCAGCUCCGACAUUACCUGUUCAUUGGCACCCUCAACCCCAUGCUCAAUCUGCUCGCCGACGGUGACACCAGUCUAGUCAGCACAUAUACAAAUGCCUUCGCCUUCACACAGUUUUUUGGUGUUUUCUGUGCCCCCUGGAAUGGACUACUCAUGGACCGGCACAAACGGAAAGCCAAGCCAGCUGAAAGUGCUGUCUCAGGUUUCGGUGCGCUGCAGCGACUGGCCGACAUGAAGUCGGCGGUGCUGUCCCUCACCAUCACGGUUACACAGUGCGUCCUGUUCUCUCUCUCCGCUGCCAUUCCCAUACUGCCUGUGCAGUACCUGACCUUCAUCCUGCAAGUGAUCAACCGCUCUUUCCUGUACGGGGGCCACGCUGCCUUUGUUGCCAUCGGGUUCCCUCCCUGCCACUUUGGGAAGGUCUUUGGUACAUUGAUGGCCCUCUCUGCAGUCAUUUCUCUCUUCCAGUAUCCCUGCUUUGCCCUGGUCAAGGGACCCUUGCAAGAUGACCCGACGUAUAUGAACAUAGCAUUCAUCGUCCUGGUGACCCUGGCCUAUAGUCACCCUAUCAACGUCUUCCUGCAUUGCCGGCAGGAAAUCCAGCAGAAGGGAGCCCUGAAGUCUCCCGAAGUUGAUGUACCUGAGCUGGGAGAGAAGGACAAACAGCCAAGGGAAACUGAUAUCUGAGUCAGGCCUGUGUUUGGGCUGGGAGGAUGGGUGGGUGUGAGGGACCCGCAGGAGACUGGGCUCUGAGCAGAUUGCCAUUUCCUUGGAGACUGGAGUCUGUGUCCCAUUCUGGAAUGUUUGGGUCACAAGAUGAGCUCACCAUCGAGAUGUCCGGACAGUAUUCCUUCAUUUUAGACGGAUGUUUCUGUUGUUUAAUCCCAGAAGAUUGCCAGUGCUCCUUCUCAUCUUCCUCUCCAAUACGACCAGCCUGUCCUCCUGCUCACCCUCCCUUUCCUCUCCGAUCUUCUCCCUUCUGACUUUGUCUGUCUCUCUCCCCUCCAGCUACUUUUUCCGCCUCCUCCCUAGCAUCGUCUUUCUCGCUCCCUUCACCGUCCUUCUUCUUUCCUCUUCUUGCCUUCUCCUCCCUCACUCCUCCCUCACUCCUGCCUCAUCCUCCCCUUCCAAACUUCCUCCCCAGGCUGCCAGUAAAAGUUGCUGCUGGGAGAAAGUGCCACACCCAGGAUCCCUCAGGAACACGUUUCCCUUUUAAACCUAUUAGUGUGGGGCCCACACAAGCAGAGCUGCUUCUGGCUUCAAUCCUGUUCCUUUCCUCUUCUGCGGAAUCCCAUACCUGUGGACAAACAUGUGGCUCCCAAGUCAAAAAUGAUGCUUAACCCAACUAAUAUGUGCAGGUCCCCAUGUUGGAAAAGUGCAAAGUCUGACUUUUCAGCCCAUCUGCUCCAUGCUACACAAGAGCCUACUCUCUCAACCAGUCUCGCUCACCCCCAUUGACAAACCAUCCUGUUCCUUUCUCCCCUUGUGUUGUUUACCCAGCUUCUCCUUAAACCGGUAGACAGGAUUCACCUCGCCCACUCUCUCUGGGAAUGAGUUCCACAUCCUCCCCAGUUUGUCAGUCCGGAGUUUCUCCGGAAUGCCUGACUGGAUUUAUUGGUGACAGUCCCAUAUCGAUGGCCCCCUUGGUCUGCUCUCACCCACGAGUUGAACUAUUUUCUGUGCAUCUACUCUGUCAAAUCCUUUUAUCAUUUCAAACAGCUCACUCAGUACAUGAGAUACAGAGACUGGAACUGUACACAGUGACUCCCAGUGUGAUAGAGACUGGAACUGUACACAGUGACUCCCAGUGUAAUACAGAGACUGGAACUGUGAACGAUCAGUUCAAGUAUUGUCAAACUAAAGUUUGAGAGACAAUGCAUAUAAGCCCUCAAAUGUCUAACCCAUUGAGCACAGGUCUUUGUAAAAGAGGUGCACUUUAUAAAAAGACAUUUGUUUUGCACUUCUCAACUUCAGAAUGUGACAGAAACAUACCCAGCCCAUGAAGUAAUCCAUAGUAAUAAAGUUUUGUAACAUAGACAAACGUAGCCUCUAAACCUGUGCACAGCAAGAUCCCAUGAACCGACCAACGGUCAGACGGUCUGUGCUUUGAGAUGGCCAUGUUGUCUGAGGAGUUCGUACCAGGCCCCCCAACCACCAGGGAAGUUCUUGCCCCUCCUCAACAAUACCUUGAGGGAGGGAUAUUGUUCAUCCCAGAGAGGGCCCCAGUUUAAUGUCACACCCCAGAGGACGCUUCCGACGAUGGGAUUGGGUGUGGGAAAGGGAAUUGACUGAGGCCCCUCAUCAAAGACCUCAGGAGGGAUGAGCACUGAACAGUUCCCGCAGGAUGGGGGAGAACAUUGCGAGGUUUUAAUUUUGUAAAUAAUUCUCUGUCUUUGUUCUUUUUAUUUGCUUCAACUGGAAAGCAGAGUGAAUACUCACCUGCUCGGACACUUGACCCACUGACCAGGGACUGUGUCUGUCCUCAGUUCUCAAACCAGGAUUCCAAGUGUCAUUAUUAACUGUGCCAAGAUAUAUUGCGAAAAGGGAAAAUGUUUUCUGAAAAGACAAAAUAAAAUUUUUACAACAAUUAAA
Messenger RNA from Rhincodon typus (whale shark), 3546 nucleotides. RefSeq names its product equilibrative nucleobase transporter 1-like. Lineage: Eukaryota; Metazoa; Chordata; Chondrichthyes; Orectolobiformes; Rhincodontidae. The record is from RefSeq and is a predicted model, not a curated record. Bases 280 to 1641 code for a protein of 453 amino acids. The transcript is spliced from 10 exons.